ACUGUCAAGCUGUGACGCGUAAAAUUUGGCGGUGUUUUGUUUUGCGAGUUCGCAAAUCAAAGCGUUGUUUUUCUUGUAAUUUAGUUGUGAUUUUGUGUGUGUGAUGCUGUGAUAAUGACGGCGAAGUUCUUUGUGUACGCGGGCGGGCGCUGGUGCGCGGUGGACACGGCGACGGGGCGCGUGGCGGGCUGGCGGCGGCGCGCGCGCUUCGUGUUUUCUUCGCGGGGCCGGCUGCAGUACGCGCGCUCGGCCGCGGUGCUUCGGGCUCUGCGAGCGUUGGCGGCGGGAAGGCCCUCGGCGGUGCGCGACGGAGCCCCGCUCUCGCAGUUCUGGAAGAAGUCCAGGUCCAAGCGGCAGUCUGUGUCGAAGAAGGCCGGCUGCCGGUGCCGCCACCACUGCUGCCGGGAUGCUCACCGCCAUGGGUAUGCGACUUCGUCCCCGGUGUCAAAGCUAGCCGACGCGGGCGUGCAAGUGACGUCAUCGCUCGGCCAGCUGUCCUCGCAGGCCGGGACCACCGCGUCUCAACACCAUGACGUCAUCCAGAGGACCAGCCAUCCCUCUCCUAAUAAGCCACUUGCGCAAGAGUCGUCGUCGCCGCGGAAAAUUCGCCCCAAACCCCACUCAAAGCCGCGAGCGAAGCGCAAGCGGUCACACUCGGGAAGUCCGUUGAAGGCUGUGCAACAAAAUGAAAUAUGUCUGACACAGCCCGCAGACGCGCAGUGCAAGGAGCUGGUGAUCAACGAGGACGACGUGGAGCUGUACCGCGCCUACCUGCUCGCGCACGAGCCGGCCUUCGACCUGUACCGCUUCGACGCCGACGAGGCCUACAAAUUACGCGUCUUCUUCCGCAUCAACCCGCUCGUGAGCGUCGAGCGGUGCGCGCGUUUAGAACGGAUGCUCCGCGGUCGGACCACUAGUCAAGACAUGCCGCUCGAAGACUUCGCUUCCACGCUCGGGCUCAAGGCCGUGGCCGAGCGGUCGCAGCCCGAACGUACACAGUACAGAAUGAGGCAACUAAUCGAAAAUGAUGUCACAGUCAUUGAAGACUCGGACGAAACGGAUAGGGAAAUGAGAAAUAAUAAGACAAGACAAAAUAAACAUGAAAAAGUGAAAAGGAGAGAAGAUAGAAACCGAGACCAAAUCAAGACGUCAAAUGACCACGAUUCCAAAGAGACUAAUUUGAGUAGGGAUAAGAAACUCAUCGCAUUACAGAAGCUGCUCGAGUCCUCUUCUGAUGAUGAUGAGGAUAUUAAUAAAAAGAAUAAAGAAAGGAAACGAAAGGCAUCUUUCUCUGAUGCUGACGACGCUAAACGAGUAACUAGACCUAAAAUGGACACAAACAAGACACAACAGGACACUUCUUCGGACGAAGACGAAAAAAGAUCUAGUAGCCCCUCUUCCGACGCAUGUGAUGAAUUAGUUAAGAAGUUAAAGAAAAUAUUUGAGACCGAUAACAGUAAACAAAAACCAUCUUCUGAAAAAGAUAAAAAUAAAAACGACAGAUCGAAAGCCAAGAAUGAGGCAAAGAAAGCAAUUGACAUAUCGUCAGAUGAAGACGAUACAAAUGACAGAGUACGGACGAAAAGUAAGAAAACGACUAUAGACAACACAAAUAAGCCAGAAAACAAAAACGAUAGGUCGAAAACUAAAAAUAAUGGAAAGAAAGCAAUUAAUGACACGUCAUCCAACAAAGAGGAUAAACUCAAUAGAGCAAGGAUGAAAAAUAAAAACACGCUAGAAAUCUCAUCGAGUGAGGACGAUGAUACGAACCGUAUAACUAGAAAUGGAAAUAAAAUUAACACAAAUAAACCAGAAAACAAAAAUGACAAAUCGAAAACUAAGACUGAUGGAAAGAAAGCAAUUAAUGGCACGUCAUCCAAUGAAGAGGAUAAACUUAAUAGAGCAAAAACAAAAAAUGAAAACUCGCGAGAAAGCUCGUCGUCAAGUGAAGACGAAGAUACGGAAGAAUCCUCAUCUGAUGAAGAUGACGACUCUACUGAUGAAAGUAAUGGAAACCAAAAGACUCAAAAAUCGUCUUCAGAUGAAGACUUCGAAGUGAAUAAGAGAAAAGUUAAAAAGUUAAAAAAAUCUGGCGUCAGAAAUAAAAGGUCAAGUUUAAGAAAUGAUAAAAAGAAGCAAUAUAUCGAAGUGUCCUCGUCUGAUGAUGAUGAGGAUAAUACAAUAAACAGAAUGAGGCUCAGAAUCAAAAAUCCUACUCGAGAAGACUCGAGUUCAGACAGUGAAGAUGUAAAUAAUAAAAUAAAGAUUAAAAAUAAUAAUCAAAAGACGGUAACAGAGUCUUCUUCCGAUGAAGAAGAAACCGAAAAUGUUAGAGCGAACACUAACAAAAAUUCUAAACAGGCGACAUCUUCAGAUGAGUUCGACGAUACGAACAAGACGUUGUGGAGGAAAAACCAAAAGAAACAUACUGCAGAUAAUGAUGAAUCCGAAGACGAAAACACGAACAAAAUGAGGACUAGAAACCAGAAUCAGGUUCAAUCUUCUUCCAAUACCACGAAAACGAAGAGCAAAAACACGAAAACGAACGCGAAAACAUCGGGCGAAGAUACAGAUAAAGAGAAUAAAGCUGAAGAUAUGAAGAAAAGGUUGAGAAACAAAUCGAACGUCACCGUUAUCAGCUCCAGCUCGGGCGAAGAUAAAAAUGAUGAUGAUGAGUUCGCCAGGAAGGCCAAGGUGUCGAAAGUCGUGAAACGCCUGAAGAAACGGAUACGAGCUGCUCCUAAGCCCAGCGAAACUUCGCGCGUGUAUUCCACGCUGGAGGACCAGGCCAUCGUGUCGUGGGUGUCGGCGGGUCGCGAGCGGCUCGUCAACGGGAACGCCGUGUGGCAGGAGCUGCAGACCAGGUUCUACUCCAUCGCCGGACGCAGCCGCACGUGGCACUCGCUGCGCAACCGCUACCUGCGGCACAUCCUGCCGGCGCUGGGCCGCCUGGCGCUGCCGCCCGCGCAGAUCGCCCGCCUGCGAGCCGCCGCCGCACAGGGCUGCAUGCGGCGCGGCAACAAGCAGGCCUCCAUCUUGGCGCAGACGCCCGUCACCGGCGCCUCCACGCGCCGCAAGCGCCCGCCGCCCGCCUCGUCGCCUGAGCGCGGCCUGAGGGACCAAAGCAAGACUGGGACCGAAAACCGACCGAAUCCGCAGGCGCGGGAAAUGCCGAAACUACGAAUAUUGCGCUCCAGCGCCGCCCACGACAGCGACCCGGCAUCCUCCGAUGCGCGCGGGACAGACGGGGACAAGAAAGGGGACACGCCCGUCAUGAAACGGGACAAGAAGCGCGAGUUGUCCCGCACGCCUACUUAUGAACAGCUGACUCGCCAAUUCGCGGCGAGAUCACGAUCCACGCCCGCUGCCAGCCCUGUAUUGCAAAAUAGAGAAAAAACGCCGGAUAAGUCGCCCAGACGAACGCGCAACUCGUCGCAUGUCCGAGACGAAUCGCAGACGAGCGAUCAAUCUCCCGCCCGGGACAAGUUGCGGGCCCGGGACAAGUCGCACGGAGACAAAUCUCAAACGAGUGAAAAAUCACGUACUCACGACAAGCCGCACGCUAAAGACGGAUCCCAAACGAGUGACCAGUCACCCACCCGGGACAAGUCGAACACUCGCGAUAAAUCUCGUAGAGAUAAGUCGCGCACUAAAGACAGAUCACAAACGAGCGACAAAUCGCAUAGCCGUGACAAGUCGCACAGUAAAGACAAAUCAAAAGCGAGCGAUAAGUCACCCACCCGAGACAAAUCGCGUACCCAGGACAAGUCGCAGAUUAAAGACAGGUCUCAAACUCGCGACAAAUCAAGCACACGCGACAAAUCGCGGGAACGUGACAAAUCUCAAAAGUCAGAAAAGUCCUCCACUCGCGACAAGUCGCGGACGAACGAGCCGAAGACUCGCGACAAAUCGCAACCAAGGACGAGAAAGUUGUACAACCCUAACGCAGUGCUCCGCUGA
Molecule: messenger RNA, 3960 nt
Organism: Ostrinia nubilalis (European corn borer)
Lineage: Eukaryota; Metazoa; Arthropoda; Insecta; Lepidoptera; Crambidae
Product: zinc finger CCCH domain-containing protein 13-like
Exons: 9
Coding region: 115-3960 (1281 amino acids)
Source: RefSeq, a predicted model, not a curated record